ACGCUGCGUAUAGCUUCUGAUAUAAAUCAGGAAAACCCCUACGCAGCGUAUGUUCUUCCCCAAAUUACAAACAAAACCACUACGAACCCCUACGAAGGCGACUACGUAUUUCCGACCGUAUACACGCGAAUUCGAAGUAUAAACGAGAAAAAUGGAGGAAAUGGAUUUCGAAGUAGAUAUUCCGGAGCAGCCGCAGCGGAAACGGCGGGCGCGUCCACCGCCAGAUCCUCUAGAGAAUCACCCUUAUUUGGAGUUUCCUCUGGAGUCCGAGGCUGCGCUCCGUUGCGAGAAGCUUCGGAAGAUGCAUAUUGGUGAACACUUUGCGGUUUCGUGGAAAACCCUCCGGAAGCUUGAGGUUGAAGAUUGGGUGCGGGGGUUUGUUCCCGUUGAUUCACCGUGGGAUCGUCUGUUUGAGCUAUCAUUUACGCCGACCUACAGGGAGAUACUAGUCGAGUUUCUGUCGUCGUUCGAGUUUCAUCCUCGUCGGCCAGAUGAGGUUGUGGACCCCGCGCAGCCCCCUCCCCCGCCCGAGGUUUCUUUUCGCAUGGCUGGCCAGGCGCGCGAAAUGUCACUUGCACAGUUUGCGGUGCAUAGCGGUUUGUAUACGGAGGCUGAGAUUGCUACGGAUCUUUAUACGAAGGGGCUCGUAAUGAUUGAUAAACCCACGCUAUUAGGGUUUUGGGAUCUGAUCGCGGACAUCCGUCAUUGGGACCACCACCAAUCCAAGGGGAGGAGUACGCUGAUUGAGGAUCCGCUCUUCAGGUAUUUGCACAAGAUGAUUUCCACUUCGAUCACUGCUCGAAACAAAAGCCGGGAGUGGUGUACGAGUGGUGACUUAUUCUUUUUGUAUUGCCUCUUAUACAAGAGGCCGUGCGCUCUCGCCUACGGGUUGGCACAGUAUUUCGCCUCCGCGCAUCAUCGACAGGAGCGCGGAAUGCUAUUCGGCGGCGCUUACGUGACCAAGAUAGCCCAUUCGUUGGGCUAUCAUCCGGAGAACGACCGCGGCCGUGUAGGCCCGGCGGCACAGCCAAAGCGGAUGGGGAUGAACACAAUAAACGGGAUGCAUAUUACCAAAGACUUUCCAUGCGGGAAGCGGUUAAAGAAUCUGGACGGCACGCAAUACCAGCUUAAGGAACUGCCAGAAGAGUUCCCUCUGAUUUAUCCCCCGCGGGAUCCGGAGCCGCCGGAGCCGCAUGACCCGGCCGCCGUUCUUCCGCGGCCACCACAGCCGCGUGGACCACCCGGGGCGCCCCAGUUCCCACGCCAUGUUAUGCCCGGUCCUGACCCGUCACAAGAGCGGCUGCUUCGAAACGUUGAGAGAAACAAUUAUUUGUUAGAGUGGGUGGCUGCGGCGCUGCAGCAGCAGCGACAGCAUGACGGGUUACCUCCACUACCCUUCAUUGCGGAUGCGGACUGGGAUCAGCAUCAGCGGUUCUAUCAUGAUGCAGCUGCUAGGGAAAACCGGACCUGCCAUGACAUGACACUGGGCAGACAUGUGACGAUCUUGAGGAGAGAAGCUCAAGAGGACUUAGCGGAUGCCCCAAGAAAACAAGCAGCAAAGGGUACGCAUCUUGUGUUUGUUAAUGUUCGGUGGAUGCCAAGAGUGUAUUGA
Messenger RNA from Helianthus annuus (common sunflower), 1612 nucleotides. RefSeq lists its product as uncharacterized. The record is from RefSeq and is a predicted model, not a curated record. Lineage: Eukaryota; Viridiplantae; Streptophyta; Magnoliopsida; Asterales; Asteraceae. The coding region runs from base 152 to 1612 and encodes 486 amino acids. The transcript is spliced from 6 exons.